Molecule: messenger RNA, 1451 nt
Organism: Tachyglossus aculeatus (Australian echidna)
Lineage: Eukaryota; Metazoa; Chordata; Mammalia; Monotremata; Tachyglossidae
Product: 40-kDa huntingtin-associated protein-like
Exons: 2
Coding region: 1-1137 (378 amino acids)
Biological process (GO): vesicle cytoskeletal trafficking
Cellular component (GO): early endosome
Source: RefSeq, a predicted model, not a curated record
AUGGCGGCGUCGUCUUCGUCGUCGUCGUCGUCGUCGGGGCCCGGCGUCGGCGGGGGCCCCGGUCCGGACGGCGGCGACUUCCUCUCCCGCUACCGCCUGGUGUCGACGAAGCUGAAGAAGCGGUUCCUGCGCAAGCCGAACGUGUCGGAGGCGGGCGAGCAGUUCGGGCAGCUGGGCAAGGAGCUGCGGGCGGCCGAGUGGCUGCCGUACGCGGCCUGGUGCCAGCUGGCGGUGGCGCGCUGCCAGCAGAGCCUGCUGCACGGGCCGGGCGAGGCGCUGGCGCUGACGGAGGCGGCCCGCCUCUUCCUGCGCCAGGAGCGGGAGGCGCGGCUGCGGCUGGCCUGCCCCGCCGCCUGGGGAGAGCCCCUGCAGGCCGCCGCCGCCUGCCUGGCCGGCGCCGCCAACGCCAACGCCGGCGGGCGGCCGGGCCCGGAGCGGGCUCCGCCCAAGGCCGGCAUGGCGGCCGUCACGGCGGCGGGCCCGGGGCUGGAGCUGGCCGCCGCCCUGGCCGCCUUGGGCCGGCCGGGACCGGCCGCCGCGCAGUUCGUCGGGGCCGCCCGCCUGCUGCUGCCGCCGCCGUCGUCGUCGUCGUCGUCGUCGUCGUCGCCGCCGCCGCCGUCCAUGGCGGCCCUGUGGGCGCUGGGCCGGGCCGCCUCCUGCUGCCUCCUCCUCCGCGACCACGACGCCGCCCUGACCCUGCUGACGCGUCUGCAGCGGCUGGCCCGGGCCGCCUCCUCCGCCUCCAACGCCGCCCUGGCCGACGUGGCGGCCCGCUGCGAGGUGACCCGCGUCCUGCUGCUGCUCCUGCUCCAGCCGCCGCCGCCCAAGCUGCUGCCCGAGCACGCGCGGACCCUGGAGCGCUACUGUUGGGACGCCCAAGGGGACGGAGCGGGGGGAGGCCGGGACGACGCCGGAGCCGGACCGGGGCGGACCGGAGAGGACCGGACCACGCCGCCCCCGCUGCCCGAGGGGCUCUUCCUGCUGCUGCAGUCCCUGGUCGUGGCCGCCCACGAGAAGGACGUCGAGGCCGUCAAGGUGCUGCAGGUCGAGCUCUGGCCGCUGCUCUGCGCCGAGCAGAACCACCUGCUGCACCUCGUCCUGCAGGAGAUGAUGGCCCCCUCGGGCCAGGGCAUUUGAGCACCCCCCACACGCGCGCUCGACCCACCGAGAAAAUCGUCUUGUUCAAGAACGGGUCCCUUUCCCCGCCCUCGUCACCUCUGGGGCAGGGAGUCUCCGUCCCUGGAGACUCUUGUCCACCCUGCCACCUGAGAGCCCGAAGGGCUUUUUGUCCUGCUGCUGCAGUCCCUGGUCGUGGCCGCCCACAAGAAGGACGUCGAGGCCGUCAAGGUGCUGCAGGUUGAGGCCGUCAAGGUGCUGCAGGUCGAGCUCUGGCCGCUGCUGUGCGCCGAGCAGAACCACCUGCUGCACCUCGUCCUGCAGGAGAUGAUGGC